GUGCAUGCGGCUGGGGAUCUCGAUUGUAUUGGCAGGGGUAUAAUGAACCCUGACGCCUAUCUUGACGGUUAUAUCCAACUUCAUUCUCGGCUUUGAUGCGACCUUGAAGACUUGGACGGACAGAGACCAAGGUUGCCCACGCCCACGCCCACGCCCACUCCCUUCCCCGCCGAGGAGUUUCGAAAACUCUGAGACACAAUGGAGGACGAGAAGAAGGAUCAUGUUAUCUUGACGCCCAGGAUGGAGUCCGCCGUCGCCGGAGCCGCAAGGAAAUACCCCAUGAAACAACACUGGAAAUGCCUCGCAGCAUGCACGCUCAUGUCGCUCUGCCCCUUCCAAUAUGGUCUCGACUUUGGCUUAAUCGGCGGCUUCCAGGCUAUGGUUGGGUUUCUUAGAAUCUUUGGCUACUACGAUGCCAACGUUCCCGGCGGGUGGAAUCUAUCGACGGAGCGGCAGCAGCUCAUCUCCUCGCUUUUGACCCUCGGCGCGUUCCUCAGCUCCUCUAUGGCUGGGCCUGUUGCCGGCGUCAUGUCCCGCAAGACAACGGUGUGGACCGCCAGCGUGCUGUGCAUCGUGUCGAACAUUAUAAUGAUGGCGACAACCAACAUUGGAGCCCUUUAUGCGGGUCGUUUGUUACUCGGCAUCGCCAACGGCAUGUUCAUGACCUUCUCGCAGUUGUACAUUCAGGAAUGUUCUCCUGCUCGUUACCGCGGUUUGAUGAUAUCAUCUUUCCAAGUCUGGACCACCGUCGGCACGCUUGUCGGUACAGUCGUCGACAACUUCACCGCUAAAAUUGACGGCCGCGAUGCCUACAUGAUCCCACUUGGCUUGAUCUACAUCGUCCCCAUUGUCCUGUCCCUGGGUUUACUGUUUGUGCCCGAGUCGCCUCGAUGGCUAGCCCAGCAUGGUCACCUGGACAAGGCGCGGAAAGCGUUGCGUUGGCAUCGUCCGGGAUCAGAUAUCGAGGUCGAUCAGGAGAUGCGGAAUAUCCAAGCAGCGUUGGAGAGCGAUAUGGCGAGAGAAAAGAGUGUUACGUUCUGGGAUAUGUUCCGCCAUCCGGUUGACCGGCGGCGGACGAUUCUUGCUACCGGUGCGCUGGCUCUACAGGGUUCGUCCGGGGCAAUGUACAUGAUCGCAUUUGGCACGUACUUCUUCCAGAUGGCUGGGAUCGGCAACCCCUUUGGGAAUUCGUGUAUCCUCAUCGCGGCGGGGGUUGUCGCCAUUCUCGUCAACAGUGCUCUCGUCACCCACUUUGGCCGUCGCCGCGUCUUCCUUGUGCCGGGUCUCAUUCUGUGUGGUAUUGCCCAGCUCCUCACCGCCGUCGUCUAUCAGGUGAACCCUGGUGCAAAGUCCACUGGACAGGCGGUCGUUGCCCUGGCAAUUAUCUACAUCCUCGGAUACAAUGCCAUGGUGGCGCCCUAUGCGUGGAUAUCGGGCGGCGAGCUCCCCUCACAGCGCCUCCGUAGCUUUACCUUCGGUUUCGCAACCGCUGUCGGGUUCCUUUUGGCGUGGUUGACAACCUUCACCGCGCCGUACUUUAUCAACCCAGAGUCUCUGAACUGGGGUCCAAAAUAUGGCUACAUCUGGGCACCUUCGUGUUGGAUCUCUGCCCUCUGGGUAUUUUUCUUCCUUCCAGAAGUCAAGGAUAGAACCUUGGAAGAGAUUGACGAAAUGUUCGACGCUCGACUUCACGCAAGACAGUUUCGCAAAUACGUCUGCCAUGGCCGGAAUGGGGAAAGUAAUGACGCAAGUUCUGAACUAGAGGACAAAAAUGACCCAGAGGCUAUGCACAAGGAGGUUGUGAGAACUUAACGGGAGAAAAUCUGGGUGGCUGUACGGGGGGUAGUAAC
Messenger RNA from Chaetomium fimeti, 1850 nucleotides. Its product is annotated as general substrate transporter. Gene Ontology annotation, biological process: transmembrane transport; carbohydrate transport. Gene Ontology annotation, cellular component: membrane. The coding region runs from base 199 to 1812 and encodes 537 amino acids. Gene Ontology annotation, molecular function: carbohydrate:proton symporter activity. The transcript has 7 exons. Lineage: Eukaryota; Fungi; Ascomycota; Sordariomycetes; Sordariales; Chaetomiaceae. The record is from RefSeq and is a predicted model, not a curated record.